CAGAGAAUGAAGGGGGUGAACCACCAGCGAAGAAACCUCGCAGGUAUGCCACCCAACGGACUGGAUCUCACGAGCUGGUCUUUUUGCACAAGCCAGUGUGCAGGUUCGCUCACAUCAGAUUAUAUUCAAUUGGGUCUGGCUCACUGCAAAAUGUACGGCGUGGCCUGAAGGCCUAUUCUAUGCACUCAGGGCGUGUGAAAGAACCACAUCAUCCUUCUCUUGGGGUAUCACUAGUCCGGUCUGCAGAGAACAAGAGGUGGCCCUCCAUUAUGUCGUUCUUUUGGCUGCUUUGGAUGAGUUGCGCAGAGAUUCUCCCAGUCAAAUUCACCAUGCCUGGACAAGAUGGAACUUUCGUUGAGAGUACAAUGUCCAAAGACCCAGAUUUUCAAGAGAGGUAUGUUCAGAACUUCUUGGCCUGCCUUGAGAAGAACUAUGACAUGAACCCUGCCACUCACUCUCAAUCUAGAGUGAACCAUGGUGGACCUGGUACUUUCGAUGGGCCACGGCGGUACUUGGAGUGGCAAAAGCCGAUGGACCUGUUCAUUCAGUAUCAGGCUUACUGUGAGUCUGCCGGUUUAGCCACAGCCGCAUUCACCACGUUUCGAAGGGUUAUGAAGGCUGUCUUUUCUGCACACCUUCGCUUCAGAGACAAAGGGGACUUUGGGCAAUGUGAUGUCUGCCAUCGACUACGCAAGAGGAUCCGGUCCUCACCAAACAAACAACUGAAAGCAGUCAAUGUCCGACUCUACACAGCACAUUUGCUUCAACAAUGGUCUGACCGACAAUUUUACUGGAACCUGAGAUCGCUGAGCAGGAACUAUUUUGCCCAGGCACUUCACUUCAGCAAACGGUUUGCUGGAUCUGACCUUGCAUCCUCUGUAUUGACGGCCAUACAGGAUGGAAUGGAUCAAGCUAAACUACGCUUGCCAAAGUGGGGGUAUCGUCAGCUGAGCAAGGCAGCUACGAAGCUUUACCGGCCAGCAACUCACCUGAUUGGAUGCUGGCUACAUGGGUUUCGCCUGUACCUGUAUCUUUCUGACGAAGAUCUUAAGAAAGACUCUGAAACACAAAUCGAAGCCCUGGUCCUCUCCCUCCAGAACCUUUUUGACCAUUGUGGCUCACUGCCUCUCACGCUGCAUUUGCAGCAAGACAAUUGUCCCCGCGAGGGGAAAAACCGCUUCCUCGUGGUCUUUAUGCUCCUGCUGCAGGUCCUUGGCAUUUUUCGCUUUACUUGCCUCGGCUAUUUGAGGACAUGUCAUUCCCACGAUGACAUUGAUCAAGUAUUUGGGCAAGUGGCUCGACUUUUGAUGGGUAAGACUUGUCAAUCAGCUGAUGAGAUGUUGAGUCUCUUAGAGCAAUGCAUUGACCACGGGCAGCCAUCCGAGCAACAAGGUCAGGAUGCAGAAGAAGCUGAGCGCUCACCAUCAGUACUUCUGGCCUCGGAUGAUGAACCAUCCCCAGGGGACAAGCUGCAUGGCAGACUUGCUUGCCUCCAAGAACCAGUGGGGGUAGAUGCCUUUGUGACAGACUUCGUGCACAAUCCUGUCUUCAGUCAUCUGCGCACUAAGCUGGUGGACACCUUGAACAGGGUGGAUACCAUCAGCGUGGGAAGCAUGUUCAGUGGUUGGGCAGUGCUGGAAAUGGUGCUUGAUGCACUCCAGAAUGAGUGGAACGAUUCGGUCUCCCAAUCCCGUGACAGCUCUGCCUCUAUGAAGGCUUUGCGGACAGUGAAUCUUCGCUUCAUGGCGGAGAUCGACAAGAGCAAGCAGAAGUAUUCCCUCAUCAAGAAGCGGCUGGAGGACAUGGGCUACCAGGUGUCUGGAGGCCUUCAUAACACGGCCGAUUUCGGCCUGCCCCAACAGAGACGCCGCGCUUGGGUCCUUUGCCACCUAGCGUCAGAGGUGUCUUGUUCUGCAGAAGCUCUCACCUCGGAUGUCAACCGGUUUCGUCGAUGCUACGUCCAGUUGAGCAAGUGUUUGGACCUCACCGUGGAGGACAACGGUCGUCCUAGCAAGAAGACGAAGUGUUUCGAUAAGAAUCGAAGCAAAUGGCUGAAAGGCUUUCAGGAGCAAUGUGAUGUCUUUGGGAAGGUGAGACUCAACCAACGCGUCAAGAUCCUCAAGGCUUUGGCGGUCGGCUGCAGCGAGCGGGAGGUCAGCAUUCUAGCUGUGGCCAUUGAGGAUCUCUUUGUCAACAAGGGGGUCGAUGCAAUGACCCAGUUCCGCAUGGAUCAAGAAUCUGAUCACAACAUGCGCAAGUUCAUCGGCAAUUCGUUCUCCGUUCCGGUGCACCUUGGCGCUUUGGUGGCUAUUUUAGCCAACUGGGAGAUCCAGUUGAGGGAUUGGAUCACCCAGGUCUAUGGUGGGCGACAUGGAUUUCUUGAGAAGCGCAAGUGGCCUUUAGAAUCCGGGGGGUCGUUCUUGGAUGUUGUCCAACGCUGCUGGUGCGAUGAGGAGGCCUUGAUCAAUGACAGCCUGGUCCUAGUGAAAAAGCUGGGUAUCAUCGACAGUGGUAGCACCGAGGAAGACUUCAUGAACAAGUAUAUGAAACUUGAGGACUAUGAUGAACAAACCGAGCUGAUUCCAGAUAUGGCGACGGUGAUGGACAUCGCGAAGAGCAUCUGCUUGAUCGGCUGGCGAGACGAAGAGCUCGCCGCUCUGAGAUUCCAAAUCCAAGAUCAAAGUGGAGAGGGUGGAGAGCUCUUCCAGGAAGAGCUCGGUGAAGUCCUUGGCAUGCGCUUUGCUGAUGGGGAGGAUGGCCCCACGGAGGAUGAACCCCACGUGCAGAACUCUCUUCAAUUCGAUGAUGGUGGCAUGCGUGGUCUUGCCGCUGCAGUGGUUUGGGUUGGGCUGGUCUACUAUGGCCUUAGCUUCAAAGAUGAAGACCUGGUGAACCCCUCGAUGGUGGAGUUGGUGAGGGGUCUUCUGAACAUUCCCACUUGUCAGAAGGCCAUCGCCUCGGAUGAGUCUACUGCCAUGAUCCGGAGAAUCAUCAAACAAAAUGUCGAUGCCAAAAAGCAGGCAGUCUCCUCCUACGAGUGGAGCAUCAUCUUGAAGAACAUGAAUGCCAACAGCUCGAAGAAAAACAAGGCGCUGACAGUCCAAGAGGCGAUCGAGAUGUACAACAAUAAUCCAGAAGUUGAGAAAGCUGGAAGUGGCAGCCUUCUCUUGGACAGCAAGAAGCAGUAUGCGAUCAAGCAUUGGCUAGAGCUGACGUCGGAUGCAGCUCACGAGGAGGUCACCGUCUCUUUGCGAGAUGGGCCCUUCCAAUUUGGCCCAUGGGGGGAGCAGCUUUCAAUCCUGAAGUUCAUCUUCUUGGAAUCUACGGCUGGUUUGGCGCCUAUGAGUGCUUGCGAGAUUGCGCCGGCCAGCAAUGAGGCAACCAUUACCAUCAAUUGGGCACUUCAAAUGGAUGCCACAGCCCAAGGGAUCUUGUUCCAGAGAAUCCGCAGGACCUUCGAACGGGCAACUGCAAUCAUUGACCAACCCAGUGAUCGGAAGAAAUAUCGCAUGGGAGAAGAGGAGCUCAUGAACCUCAGGAACAUGAUUUGUCUUUGGUGCCAAAUUCGGCAGUUCUGCUCCACCCGUGUGGCCAACUACGCCGACCUGGACAGAGCAAUCUGCACAGGCAACACGAAGGACCACGAGCUGCAACCUGUGCUGGAUAGCAGGCCAGCUCAAUUCGGAGUCUCAAUGCUUCCAUGCGCUCAGAAACAAGCCAUGGAGGCUAUCAGGGAACAGGAAGAGGGGGCAUCCCUUGAAGUUGAAAAGGAGCGGCUUGCAGUGAGGGAUGCUCGGUGGGCUUUUUUCAAAAAUGCCCUACAACGAGAUCAGGACAAGCUCCAAAUGGCCCAAGAGGCUCCAUCGAAGCUGGAAGCAUUGAAACAUCGCAAACAGGUUGCAUGGCGUCUUGAGCAGGCCAAGACUGGUGAAAAGGUCAUCAAGUCGUACAAGGACAAAUACUUUCGAUGCGACCUAGUCACCAAACCAGAGCUGGCACAGCAGAAGAUCAAUGAGUAUCGGUCUUUCGUGGCACAGAGUGCUGGAUGCAAACCAGAUCAAGAUCUCUACUGCAUCAUCAUUGUGGACCUCAACGUUCCAGGUGCCAAGAAUACCGAAACUGUGGGCGACCUUUGUGCCUGCCUGCAAUUCGCGAAUGACCUUUCCCCGAGCCGAUCUUGCGCUCUCUUGGAGCUGCCGGAAGUUCCAAAAAAAUCGUCGAAGCGUGGCUUAGCAGACGAAGAGAGUGAAGUGCAAAAUGCACUCUGGUCUUUGCGGCAGAGCUGCGAUGUGAGAUGGAUCUGUCCAUUUAACAUCCACCCGGCUGCUGAGCCUCAUACCAAUCGGAGGCGCUUCAGCUCGGGACGACUGGUGUGCAACGUAGACAGCACCAGCGAGAACGUCUUCGUCACUGCCUCUGAGCUUGGUUUGUGCGGCAGGCCUCUCUCAACGGAUGAUGACAUCACCCUUCCAUUGUCCAAGGACAUGCUUUUGCCUGAAAGCUUGGACCCGGAGGCUGAUCUGAAACAGGCUGAACGGCAACGCCCUAGCAAUGAGGCCUGCCAAGCACAAAAAGGGACCAAGAGGUGGAUGGCCUUGCUGAGAUCACUGCUCACGGUGAAUGGGGAGAACAUGAAGCACAAACCAUGCAUCGUGCUGAACCUCACUGGAUACAUUGAAGAUGUUGGGUGCGCUGUUUUUGAAAUGCGUCUGGCCAACCAGGAGCUCAAGGGUGGCUUCACAACCGAUCAGCUCUACUACCACUCGGUGCAGUGGAUCAGCAAAGAUCUGUUUGGCCAAGCCAGGCUGACCCGAGAUAUCACUGAUGGUUGGACCCAGCGAAGGUUCGAGCACGGUGGCCACCGCUUCAGCAUGGAUGCCCCGGAGUUGAGUGAGCAGGAAAUCGCCAGCAUCCCGGGCGCUGGAGCCAGGAUGGGAAACCUGGACACCUUGCAGUUUGAGGUUCUCGAGCGUCUGGGUGAUCGAAUGUUGAUAAAGACCGACGAACACAAGUUCUGGUCUGCGCAGACCGGGGCACUCCUCACCGAGUACGAGGGCCUUCGUCAAAGACAUCUUGAUCUAGUCGGUCAAUCGAGCGUGGUAGCUGCUUCUUCGACCAGUGAGUCAGCUGCCCCACAGACUGAACAGGAGCCGACACCAGCCACAGUAGAGGUGGAAUCCAUCGCCAAGCUGCAGGAAGACCCUGGCAUUGAGCAUCGGGUUCCAAGUGAAUGCCCUCAGGUGGAGCUCAUUCUGUGCAAGGACAAGUCUGUCUGGUUGGUCAGCAGCCAGGGCAAAUCAGUUGGAAAGCACGUCGUCUUGGGCGGCUUCGGAACAGGCCAAUGGCUGGCGGAAGCUGAAUGCUCAGAGCCUGGGAUUCCUUUUGCCUUACCCCAUGGGGACAAGAGUCUGUUCCAGCUUGACGAAACGUCUUUUUCAUCAGAGGCGCAGGGAUGCACCACCAUGACCCUGUACAAGAUGCUCAUUCGUGCGGAAACGGAGAAGAACAUUACAUCGCACCGCGUCUCUUUCCUCGAGGUGAAGCGGAAGGCAGCGGUCCAAGCUGGCGAGGAUGGCUUUGAAGUGUCCAUCAAAGCACCAAUGACCUUUCGAUGCUUGAGGGAUCCGCGCUCUUUUGCUGAAGGUGCCUCAGAGCGUGUGACUUCGAAGAAUCUUUUUUCGAAGUGUGUGGGCCCAACCUUGCCUCGCAACCUGGCUUUGACAGUGUGCCGCUAUCGCUUUGAGCGAGUUGGUCAAAAUUUUAAGAUCCAGCGUCCCUACAUGAUCACUGGGCGUGCGUUGACCCUUCAGAAGGACAAACCUCUGAAGCUGACAUGAGCAUCGCUGGCUGC
Durusdinium trenchii is the source of this 5851-nucleotide messenger RNA. The record is from the annotation of a GenBank genome assembly. Lineage: Eukaryota; Dinophyceae; Suessiales; Symbiodiniaceae.